Sphenostylis stenocarpa is the source of this 1194-nucleotide messenger RNA. NCBI's taxonomy places the organism in Eukaryota, Viridiplantae, Streptophyta, Magnoliopsida, Fabales, Fabaceae. The record is from the annotation of a GenBank genome assembly.
AUGUCAACUUUGAGAAUACCUCCAGUGAUACCAUCACCUCGAGAAGAUGCUAUCAAGCUGCAUAAAGCUUUCAAAGGCCUUGGUUGUGAUACGUCAAAAGUUAUCAAAAUCUUGGCUCACAGAAAUGAAGAACAACGCAGUCUCAUUCAACAAGAAUAUGAAACCAACUACUCUGAACUAUUUUCCAAACGGAUAUCAAAAGAGCUUCAUGGACAUGCCAAGAAAGCAAUGACACUUUGGCUGCAUGAGCCUCCAGUUAGGGAUGCUAAGGUAGUGAGAAAAGCCUUAAGAAGUACCCCAGCUGUUGAUAAUCACGCUUUAACAGAAACUAUAUGUUCUCGUACUCCAUCACAGCUUAGACGAUUAAAAGAAGUUUAUCUGUCAACUUAUCAGUCCCCUCUUGAGACAGACAUUGAAAACCACACCAGUGGUGAUCAUAAGAAGUUGUUGAUUGCAUAUAUAACUACACCACGUUAUGAAGGCCCAGAGUUGGAUCCUGCACUUGUAGAGGAGGAUGCGAAAGAACUGUAUAAAGCAGGGGAGAAAAGGAUGGGAACUGAUGAGAAGACGUUCAUCAAGAUUUUUAGUGAAAAAAGUAGCACACAUUUGACUGCAGUUAACUCUGCUUACAAAACUUCAUAUGGACACUCAUUAGAAAAGGCAAUAAAGAAAGAAACAUCUGGCUCUUUUGCCAGUGGCCUCUUAGCCAUACUUCGAUGUGCAACUGAUCCUGCUCUGUACUUUGCCAAGAUUUUGCGGAAGUCAAUGAAGGGUGUGGGAACUCAAGAUAGGAGACUAAUAAGGGUGGUUGUGACAAGGACUGAGAUAGACAUGUAUCACAUAAAAAUAGCGUAUUAUAAGAAAUAUGGAAAACCAUUAACUCAUGCUGUUCGUUCUGACACAUCAGGUCAUUACAGAGAUUUUCUCCUAAAUCUUAUAGCAAUCUUGUACAUCUGCAUCUUCUUCGAUGGGUUUUCUAACCACGAGUGUUGUCUCACCUCUCAUGAGGUGCAUCUAAUUGGUGGUGCUUCCACUGAUUUUGAGGGAUCCUUGGCUGCCUCUGCUUCGUCAAAGAAGGUCAUCAUUGUUGCUCCAGUGGCUAAAAAGUGCAAAGAGGUGAUGGGAAGUUCUUUCAAUUAUAAGAAGGUUUGUGCUAAGGUAGAUGUGGCUCAUAUUGAUGUAGUUGUCAAAUGA